CACAUUAAUGGGCGCGUCAUUGUUUAAGCUUUGCGAUUGCUGCCAAAGAAACAGAAACACCGUCGGCACACUUCCCGAAAGGCAUAUAAAGCUUCUGUUACUUGGACCCAUGGCCAGCGGCAAGACUGAAGUCGGCCACCUAUUGAGUCGUCAACACCGCCAAACUUAUGAGCCCACAAAUGGGGUGCAAUAUUUUAGGAUGGAGCUUCCGGAACGGCAAGUCUCCAUCACCGAGGUUGGUGGAAGCACGGAGAUGCAAAAGAUAUGGCAUCACUAUUUUUUAACGACUAUGGGGAUCAUAUAUUGCUUCGAUAUGUCGGCCACAUACAAUGAGUUACGAAAUUCCUUUGACUGUUUUCAGCGGACUCUAAUGCAUCCCCACAUACGAGGGAAGCCCUUUUUACUACUAGCCACAAAAGCCGAUCUGGCCGAUGAGGGAGUACAACUUUAUGAUAUUGAGAACACCUUUCAACUAGAGGCACUUGUAAAAACUUGGAUUUAA
Bactrocera latifrons is the source of this 502-nucleotide messenger RNA. RefSeq names its product ADP-ribosylation factor-like protein 13B. The transcript is spliced from 3 exons. Gene Ontology annotation, cellular component: ciliary membrane; non-motile cilium. Bases 8 to 502 code for a protein of 164 amino acids. Gene Ontology annotation, molecular function: GTP binding; GTPase activity. The record is from RefSeq and is a predicted model, not a curated record. Gene Ontology annotation, biological process: receptor localization to non-motile cilium; non-motile cilium assembly. Lineage: Eukaryota; Metazoa; Arthropoda; Insecta; Diptera; Tephritidae.